CCCCAACACAACCACAACGAUGACAGCUGCCAGUGUGCCACAGCUCCCCUUGACUCAUCCUCCAGCGCUGGAUGCUCAACAUACUAAUACACGGCAAAGGAACCAGCUUAUCUCAAAAGAAGACAAUUUAGCACAAUGAUAUUGAAGCGUCUUUUAGUUGCUGUGCUUUGGGGCGCCUCAGCGAGUGCAUUUUCCCCGGCUACUAGUCGAACGAGUGCUGCUCGAAUUGAGGUUCGUUCGAGGACACAGACGUCGUCAUUGUCAUCGUCUCCCAAUAAAGAUGAUGGAUUGGGUGAAAGGUUUGGCGGUUUCACUGUGAAACAACGGCUUCGAGAAGAAGUGGAAUCUCCCUUUCGCAAGGUUCGAUUUGUCUUCUUCCUGUCCACCGUGGGAUCCGCCUUGACGGCUCUCUACUUUUCUGGCAUGAGCACCGUCAAGGCUCUGGUGGGAGGAUAUUCGGACGCCCCACCGUUGGAACAAGCAUUACAGUCAGAUGCCAUCAAUCUGACAGGUGCCAUUGUAUGCGGCUUUUUGGCUCUACGAGAGUACAAUGUGGGUCAAGCCAAUUUGCAACGCAUUGCCAAGGGCGGCCAAUUGGCGAGAUUGGUUGUGGAACCAGUGGGUCAGAAACGACAAGUCCUUUCGGAUUAUCGACGUGCGGCUCGAGUAUUGAUUGCUGCCGGAGGAGCCGACUACAUUUCCGAAUUGGCACGAUCGUUAAAUGCCGAUCAACGAGCCGAUCCCAAUACCAUUGCCGCGCAGCUGGAAAACUCUGAAGUCAUUGUAAUCCCAGUCUUGCUCAAGCAGCAAGGCAAUGACAAAAAAAUUGCGGUGGAUAACACUCGCGAAUACUGGUUGGAUGUGGAAAGUCGUGGUGACGAGGUUGAUCGCAAUUUUGAUAUCACACGUGCGGAUUCGGUUGUGGCCUUUCCACGAGGAAACAAUGCUUGGACCGACUAUUUGGAGUCGGAGAUUGAAACAGCCAGCGGACAAGGCUUUGAUGUCCUGGAAAAGGGGUUCACCAUUACCGUCAAGAAAAAUGGUCGCAUCCUGCGACGCGCCACUGGGCAACCACCAUGGAGUGACUUUUUGGGCGCCAUGGAGGUCUUGGACGGCUCAAAGUUUGGAAUGCCAGGUGAUUCCGAACGCUAUGGCGGACCCUGAAUAGCAUGCUACCUAUCUUUUGACAAACAAUGAAUGUACAUAGAAGAAGAUGCACGCAGAGCAGGUCCAAAAGGCGCGCAUGGAUUCUGUCCUAAUAGAUGCGAGGAUACGAGAAAGAAUUAAGCAAAGCAGCAGCACGAUAAGACUAAUGUACAUAACCGUUGCUGUUUACAGAUACUAUCUCGUGGCCAGUUGGUGGGUGGACUCCAAGUGAGGCACUCGAAGCGAUCCAGCAAUCUAUC
This is a messenger RNA of Seminavis robusta, 1406 nucleotides long. NCBI's taxonomy places the organism in Eukaryota, Bacillariophyta, Bacillariophyceae, Naviculales, Naviculaceae. The record is from the annotation of a GenBank genome assembly.